UUAAAUAAACAAAAUUAAAGACUAUUAGAAUUUUUUACUACUGUUUAUAUUUAAAAAAAAAAUAGGUGUUCGGCCAUUUUAAUUUGCAAAAAAAAACUAGAUUAAAUAAAAACUUUUUCGUUUUGUGUUGUGUUAAUUUUUGAAGAAAAUGGCGAAUGUCCCUUUAGUGCGUCGUGCUAUAGCUGGUGCUGCUCUAGCUCAUGGUUCUCCUGCUCCACCUAGCCAGAAUAAUGCCAUGCUAAUAGAAGACCAGGAAAACCAAUGGACUCCCGCUGCUUUGGAGAGAGCAGGAUCAACUUUGAAAGCACUCAAUCGGAUGGCGAAACGUCCGCCUGUGCAUAUAUUAUUUGAAGAUAUCGCGUAUACCGUCAGUUCACAUAAAGGUAAAUGAAAAAUUAUAUAACAUAAAGCUAUAGUAUUUGUCAACAAAAAAUCGCAGGAGUCUUUUAAGACUUUUACUAAAAUAAUUAUUAAUUUAAGUUUUUAUCACAAUAAAAAAAUGUGAAAUCAAAGAUGAUAAAUCAAAAAUAUAUUUUAUAUUAAUUAACAUUUCCAAAAUAUACUUAAGUAAACUUAAAGUAAGUGUCAUAACACAAUUAAAACAAUGAUAAUGGAUUUAAUUUAUUAUA
Molecule: messenger RNA, 629 nt
Organism: Diatraea saccharalis (sugarcane borer)
Lineage: Eukaryota; Metazoa; Arthropoda; Insecta; Lepidoptera; Crambidae
Source: the annotation of a GenBank genome assembly